Molecule: messenger RNA, 585 nt
Organism: Quercus lobata
Lineage: Eukaryota; Viridiplantae; Streptophyta; Magnoliopsida; Fagales; Fagaceae
Exons: 1
Coding region: 1-585 (194 amino acids)
Source: RefSeq, a predicted model, not a curated record
AUGUCUGUAGCUCAACUACCCACCGAUGACUCUGGCCCAGAGCCAAAAAGACCCAAAAUGUAUCCUCAUUCGGUCUUGAGUUUCUCCAAGGAAGACAGAAUUGGAACCAUUCAACCCCAUGACGAUGCGUUGGUAAUCACUCUUCAGAUUGGGGGUUACAACGUGAAAAAGGUAAUGUUAGGUGAUGGUAGUGGAGCCGAGAUUAUGUACCCCGAUCUCUAUAAGGGGCUGAAGUUGAGACCGGAAGAUUUGAAGCCCUACAGCUCCCCCUUGAUGAGUUUUGAUGGGAAGAUUGUCAUGCCAAAAGGCCAGAUUAGACUACUUGUGCAAACUGGCCCGGAGAUAAUGGAGGUUGACUUCAUUGUGGUGGAUACUUACUCCCCUUACACUGCCAUCGUGGCCAGACCUUGGCUUCAUACCCUGGGAGUCGUUGCCUCCACCUUGUAUCAGAAGGUGAAGUUCCCUUCCGAGGGCCGGGUCCUAAAAAUUCAAGGUUGCCAGGCUACUGCAAGGGAGUGCCUGGUGGCUGCCAUCUCACAUCGGCCUAGAGCAGAUUCCUCAGCCUGUGUUGAAGAAAGCUCAUAG